GUGGCUGUGUUACCUAGUGACGACCUGCCUGUCCAAGACCGAGUGCGGAAGUAAAAACUGUACUGUGCGGGUUCUGGAUUCCGUACUCCUGUGGACGGUUUGCAAGAUCCUCCACCCGACACAGACUGCUUUCAAUUCAAAACAAACAUUUGUGAUUACCAGAAGUACACGAGAUGGCAGGACGAUUACCGGCGUGUGUUGUCGACUGUGGUACAGGAUACACAAAGCUGGGGUAUGCAGGGAACACAGAGCCACAGUUUAUCGUUCCAUCAUGUAUUGCAAUCAAAGAGUCAGCCAAGGUUGGAUCAAGGACGGUCAAGGGGGUGGACGACCUGGACUUCUUCAUUGGCGACGAGGGGAUAGACAAGCCCAAUUACGCCACAAAGUGGCCGAUCCGUCACGGCAUCGUGGAGGACUGGGACCUAAUGGAGAGGUUCAUGGAGCAGGUCAUCUUCAAGUACCUGAGGGCAGAGCCUGAGGACCACUACUUCCUGUUGACAGAGCCUCCUCUGAACACACCAGAGAACAGAGAGUACACAGCAGAGAUCAUGUUUGAGUCCUUCAACGUCCCAGGGCUCUACAUCGCAGUGCAGGCUGUUCUGGCACUGGCGGCCUCCUGGACAUCCAGACAGGUAGGGGAGAGGACACUGACGGGGACGGUCAUCGACAGUGGAGACGGAGUCACCCACGUUAUCCCUGUGGCUGAGGGCUACGUCAUCGGCAGCUGUAUAAAGCACAUUCCCAUCGCUGGUCGUGACAUCACCUACUUCACCCAGCAGCUUUUGAGGGAGCGGGAGGUGGGCAUCCCCCCAGAGCAGUCCCUGGAGACAGCCAAGGCAGUCAAGGAGCGGUUCAGCUACGUGUGUCCGGACCUAGUGAAAGAGUUCAGCAAGUACGACACGGACGGCUCCAAGUGGAUCAAGCAGUACACCGGCAUAAACAACAUCAGCAAGAAGGAGUUCACCGUCGACGUAGGCUACGAGCGCUUCCUCGGCCCUGAGAUUUUCUUCCACCCGGAGUUUGCCAAUCCUGACUUCACCCAGCCCAUCUCUGAAGUUGUGGACGAGGUUAUCCAGAACUGCCCCAUUGAUGUCAGACGUCCCCUUUACAAGAACAUUGUAUUGUCGGGCGGCUCCACCAUGUUCAGGGACUUUGGGCGGCGCCUGCAGAGGGACCUGAAGAGGACGGUGGAUGCCAGGCUGAAGAUGAGCGAGGAGCUGAGCGGGGGCAAGCUCAAGCCCAAACCAAUUGAUGUGCAAGUCAUCACUCAUCAUAUGCAGAGAUAUGCAGUGUGGUUCGGAGGAUCCAUGUUAGCCUCAACUCCUGAGUUCUACCAGGUAUGCCACACCAAAAAGGACUAUGAGGAGAUUGGCCCUAGCAUCUGUCGCCACAACCCCGUGUUCGGAGUCAUGUCUUAACUGUGGCCCUCCAACAUCCUAAUGGUUAGACCGGGUGGGGUCGGUAGGGUUGGGUUGGGAGGGGAGACAGUGGGUCAGGGGUGGUGAGUUUGGCCUUUUUGAUUGCUUGUUCACUCUGGAUGUACAGAACGAGAGGCGAUACAGAGUUUUUUUUUUUGUUUUUGUUUUUUUUAUGAGAAAAAAAGAAACAGUCCGGCUGGAAAAUGUAUUGUGAAUGUUCCUUUUUUUGUUUUGUUUUUGUUUUCCAAAAUGAGGGAAAUAUGGUUUCUAAACCAAAACAAUAAAAGAUCAUUUCCGGAUCUGUCAAGCAACAUGCAGAAAGCUAAACGAUGAUGGUAAGGAUGGUGGUGGUUGAUGUAAUGAUGACAACAACAUUGAUGAUAAUAAAAUCAGAAGUCAUAAAACAUUAUUUAUGUUAAAAGAACUUGAGUCCGAGCGAUAUCUGACGACUCGAAGAUAUCGUUGAUCAUGCCAAGGUUAUAGAACAUAUUAAUGUCGUCUUUAUGUUCCAUUUAAUUUUUCUGCUUCAAAUGCACUUCACUUUGUGUAUCACAGCAAGAGCUUGUUUAUAUUUCGUAAAGGUUUUUUAUAUGUAAAACUUGGGAAAUUGGGGAAAGUUUUUAUUGCAUACCAGUAUCAGCAAGUGACUGUUUUAACCCACAAUGCAGCUUUGAUACGCAGUAUUUUCUUAAGUUAGAAAACUGAAAUGUUUCUCCCUCAUCAUUCCCCCAUUGUCUGUCCUUGCUAUUCUCCCUUUAAUUCUACAUUAACAUUAACAUGCCUUCGCUUUCACUUUCGACCAUGCCAGAUUUCCCUCUUCUAUGUCUUAGCGAAAGAAAAUAAAACGAUUCAUGAAAUAAUAACAAUGAAAUUGAAAGAGCGUGACUGUCGGACCAGUAUUGUUAGCCUAGAUUUGUUUUCAAAUUAAAUACCAAAUUAUAAAAAAUAAAAAAAGAUGGGAUUUGUUUAUUUAAUGCCUCGCAACAUUCCAAUAAAGGCUCAGAUUUGUUUCUUAA
Messenger RNA from Oncorhynchus kisutch (coho salmon), 2434 nucleotides. Its product is annotated as actin-related protein 3-like. Bases 174 to 1418 code for a protein of 414 amino acids. Lineage: Eukaryota; Metazoa; Chordata; Actinopteri; Salmoniformes; Salmonidae. The record is from RefSeq and is a predicted model, not a curated record. The transcript is spliced from 12 exons.